AUGAGUGAGUUCUACUACUUGUAUGCGUUGUCCGUAACUACGACCGGACAAUACAAAAGCAUCAUCCAGCAGAGACAAGGAUCUGGACCUACAAGCGGGAACAGCAAAACAACUGGAGGACAAGAUGCAUCCAAGAAGGAUGUCCCAUCGGAGGAUAUUGACAUUGACAUGGGUGCCCCCGAGACUGAGAAAGCGGCUGUUGCCAUCCAGUCGCAGUUCAGAAAGUUCCAGAAGAAGAAACAUGAGAAAUCCUAGGGCCAGCAGGGUGCUUCUGUCUCCCAUCAUCAGAGGGCGCUGUGGGGGCUCUCUGUUGCAUGUCACAGUAAUAACGCCAAACAGACUCGGGGAGGGGGGGGUGGGGGGUAUGUCAGAAAAAAAUGGUGCCCUAUUUAUCACUGACAACUUUGUGAUAGAUU
This is a messenger RNA of Anguilla anguilla (European eel), 416 nucleotides long. Its product is annotated as calmodulin regulator protein PCP4-like. The record is from RefSeq and is a predicted model, not a curated record. Gene Ontology annotation, cellular component: cytoplasm. The transcript is spliced from 4 exons. Lineage: Eukaryota; Metazoa; Chordata; Actinopteri; Anguilliformes; Anguillidae. Gene Ontology annotation, molecular function: calcium ion binding; calmodulin binding. Bases 1 to 255 code for a protein of 84 amino acids.